Molecule: messenger RNA, 1974 nt
Organism: Branchiostoma floridae (Florida lancelet)
Lineage: Eukaryota; Metazoa; Chordata; Leptocardii; Amphioxiformes; Branchiostomatidae
Exons: 7
Coding region: 204-962 (252 amino acids)
Biological process (GO): peptidyl-proline hydroxylation to 4-hydroxy-L-proline
Cellular component (GO): endoplasmic reticulum
Molecular function (GO): L-ascorbic acid binding; iron ion binding; procollagen-proline 4-dioxygenase activity
Source: RefSeq, a predicted model, not a curated record
ACAAAAGCAUCAUCUGAAACUGCUUUACGCUUCAAAACGAGCAAAAGUCCUACUUGCACCAAGUCACAAGCUUUGCUCUCCCAUCUAUAGCUUACAGAGAUACCAUGGAAUCGACUUAAAGGUGGAAUAAUUUUAGAGUAUUAGGUUUAUUUUGGAGCUCUGAGUCAUCUGAGUGGCGACGUGGUACAGAAGGCGUUUUCACGAUGACGACUGAAUACAUGACGGGAAGUUCGCGCUCCAACCCUGCAGACCGGAUGGGGAACACCAGUGGAUCCCCGGCAGACCUGCGGACCCUGUCGGAGGUGGAUGUACAGCUGCACGGUCAGCGCAAGGACAUCAACCUCCCGGGGGACUUCCAGAACGACAAACUGGCCUUCAUCGUCGAUAACGUCUUCUCAAAAAAGGAAUGUGAAGAGCUGAUUCGGCAGACAGAAGACCAAGGAUAUGAAGUUGCCAUGCUCAAUGUUGGAGGAGGAAGACAGAUCCUGGCCACAGACUAUAGGAACAGUGAGCGAUGCAUCAUGGACUCCACGGAGAGAGCAGAGCAGAUCUGGGAGAGAAUCAAACAGUACGUGCCUCGUAGAUGGGCCAGGAGGAAGGUGCUGGGGCUCAACGAGAGACUGAGAUUUCUGAAGUACGGUCCAGGUAACUACUUCCAUCCACACAUGGACGGGAGUUACCGCCGGGAAAACGGGGAAAGGAGCUACCUCACGCUCAUGCUGUACUUAAACGAGGGCAGUACCGGAGGUGCCACAAACUUCAUCUCACCCAUGUUUGCCACUGGGGACAAGAUCAAGGAGAAAGUGCCUGUCAUUCCUAAACCUGGUCGCGUCCUGGUGUUCCAACACGACAUUUACCACGAGGGCGAGGAGGUGACGGCCGGAGUGAAGUACGCCAUGAGGACGGACGUGAUGUAUGGUGCUGAACCGGUCCAGGAGGAGGAGGAGGAGGAGAAAGAUUGACUUCCUCCUCUUCAUCUUCUGGUAUCUUCCAGGGUUGGACAAGUUUUCAAAAUUUCACUUGUCCUAUCGGGCAAGUACACAAAAAAUCCACUUGCCCGAACCAACUUUUCACUUGCCCGGAAUUCAAAUGACAUUUCUUCUGUGUAUUUUCACUUCCAAAAUGGAAUUGUUUUAUCAUUGACUUCUUUUCUGUGUUUACCAACGCUUGACACCAUGACUAUGAAAAGUUACAGUGUAUCAAAAUCUCACCCAUGGAAAAAUUGGGCAAGUAGGGUUGGACAUGCACUUGCCCCAACAGCAUUUUCACUUGCCCGGGACAAUCGGACUAGUGGACUUGUCGAACCCUGCCUUCAGGUUACCCCUAUGCCAUGUUGUACAGCGCAGAACCAGUUGACAAAGAAGAAGACUCAGAGAAGGAGUAACCUAGACCAGCUAAGGUUAUGCGUUGUACUAUAAUUGCUUAGUACCAUCCGUAUAGCAGUUGGCUCCAACGUUUAUUAUGAACUAUAUACAGUCGCUUCUUUAUUGCUAUUGUCUGCCUGGGAACCUUGACAUCUCUAUUAAUUGUCUGGAAUCUUCCAAAUUUUGGACGAGAGUGCUGAUUGGUCCCCAUACACGAGCAAAUUAAGGAAUGGGUUCAAGCGCUUAUUCUAACAGGUGUUCCAACACCUGAAAUGCCCUCCUUCCACUUGCGAGAGGGCCUGUUGUCAUCACACAAGCGCUCUAGAACCCGUUCCUUAAUUUGCUCAUUAACUGACGUCAACACCAAAAGGUUUGAAUGUGCAGUUCCCCAGACGGGUAGCAGAAGCAAACAUGGGAGCAAACUUCUACCCAGACGGUACCCAGGCUACAAAAAGGCAGCAUCACAGGAAAAUAUCUCGACCCUGCAUGUCUGAGUUCUAAAAUACCUUUUUGGACUCCACUAACAGUCCACGAUCACUGCCUGGCUUUUAGGGAUCACCUGAUGUACAUGGAGCCCUUUUGCAAUACUCUAAAAGAGGACAAAAAUUGU